AGCUCCAUCUAAUAUAAACCCUACACGCCUUGAGUACUUGGGGUAAGGCAUGAAAGGACAUCUCUCAAGCUAAACCGCUGGACUUCCUCUACACUACGGAUCGCUGAUGAAUGAGCCGGCAGUGGAAUGUUUAGCAGCCUGUGACGACUUUGCACGGAAAUAUGGAAAUUUAUUAUCAGCUUGCCACAUCAGCGCUUGCCCUGGCUGCCUCUGCUCUUUCGCUUCUGAUGGAUACUCCCACUCCCUCUGACAGUCAUCCCCUGCCUUGGCCCCUACUUCCCCAUCCCCCGCAGAGAACUGCUGGUCUAAACUGUCACAGUCCUGGCCGUCAGUUUUGAGGAACACAGGAUUUUUGUUUUGUUGUGUGUGUUGAAAUGAUUAUCAUUAACCUUACCGCUCUCUGUGUGACCUUGUCUAUGGGACGAAAAGGAUAUCAGUGCAGCCCUAAAAGUAUGUACGCUGGGGUGUGGGAGAAGGAGGCAAAAAGGGGAAGGGAGUAGCGGGAGAGUCAGAGAGCAGAGGAAGGAGGAGAGACUGCCAGAGCCCAGCAUCAGGCCGACUAGAGCUGCCAGCCAAUCAGAGGCGCGCUCAGGAGCUGCAGAGACCCAGCCUGGGAGCCCGGGGCUGGAGGUGCGCGGAGCCCGAGCCUGGGCUCUCCGAGGACCGCGAGCAGCCGUGCCCAGAGCUCUGAGAAAGUCCCCCCUCUGCUUCUCAUAAAUUACGUUCCUUUCCACCAGUUAGGGCAAGUCAGCCAAGGCAGGAAAUGAUGAGCUGUGUUCAUCUACAGUGACAACUUGGGAUCUAAUGGCUGCUCCAGUGAUCCCAGCCAUGAGUAAGGAUGUCAAUAUGGUCUGACCUUUGCUGAUGGGCAGUUAAACCAUGGACAGACUAAAUGACCUACUUUGGACUGUCCUUCCAAAGGAUGCUCUGGCUUUCCUCUUGAAUACACACUGAGCCCUUGCAGGCCACGAAGACGAGAAGGAGUGUGAACGGGAAGUAAUCUUACAAUGAGAAUUACGAGCACAUCUUGCAUCUGCCCAGUCCUCGUGUGUCUCUGUUUUGUGCAGAGGUGUUAUGGAACUGCUCACCACAGCUCUAUCAAGGUGACCAGAAACCAAACCAAACACACUGAAGGGGAGACUGAAGUCCACCAUCGUCCCAAGAGGGGAUGGGUAUGGAACCAGUUCUUUGUUUUAGAAGAACAUAUGGGACCAGAUCCACAGUAUGUUGGAAAACUGCAUUCCAACUCCGACAAAGGUGAUGGAUCUGUCAAGUACAUCCUCACUGGGGAAGGUGCUGGGACUAUAUUUAUCAUCGAUGACACUACAGGUGACAUCCACUCCACCAAAAGCCUGGACAGAGAGCAGAAGACUCACUAUGUGCUUCAUGCCCAGGCUAUUGACAGACGGACAAACAAGCCUCUUGAACCUGAAUCUGAGUUCAUCAUCAAAGUGCAAGAUAUCAAUGACAAUGCUCCAAAGUUCACAGAUGGACCAUACAUCGUUUCUGUGCCUGAAAUGUCGGAUAUGGGUACCUCUGUUCUACAGGUGACAGCUACAGAUGCAGAUGACCCCACCUAUGGAAACAGUGCACGUGUUGUUUACAGUAUCCUGCAAGGACAACCUUAUUUCUCUGUGGAUCCUAAAACAGGAGUCAUUAGAACAGCUUUACAUAACAUGGAUAGAGAAGCCAGAGAACAUUACUCAGUGGUCAUUCAAGCCAAAGACAUGGCUGGGCAAGUUGGCGGACUUUCGGGAUCUACAACUGUCAAUAUAACCUUGACUGAUGUCAAUGACAACCCACCACGGUUUCCACAGAAGCACUAUCAGCUGUAUGUUCCGGAGUCUGCUCAAGUUGGUUCAGCUGUUGGGAAAAUUAAGGCAAAUGAUGCCGACACAGGCUCAAACGCAGAGAUGACUUAUUCCAUCACUAAUGGGGACGGGGUUGGGGUAUUUUCCAUCUCCACUGACAAAGACACCAGGGAAGGAAUACUCUCCUUAAAGAAGCCACUGAACUAUGAGAAAAAGAAAUCCUACACUCUCACCAUUGAAGGCGCAAAUACACACCUGGACUUCCGCUUUUCCCACCUGGGUCCAUUCAAAGACGCCACCAUGCUGAAGAUCAUUGUUGGGGAUGUGGAUGAACCACCACUCUUUUCAAUGCCUUCCUAUGUCAUGGACGUCUAUGAAAAUGCCAAGAUUGGGACAAUUGUUGGCACCGUCUUGGCACAAGAUCCAGACAGUGCUAACAGCUUAGUAAGGUAUUUCAUCAACCACAGUGCUGAAGAGGACAGAUUUUUCAACAUCGACGCCAAUACUGGAACCAUUAAGACUUCAAAAGUACUUGAUAGAGAAGAAAUGCCUUGGUACAAUAUCACAGUGACGGCUUCGGAAAACGACAAUCCUGAUUUACUGAGCCAUGUCUCCGUGGGCAUUAGAGUUCUGGAUGUCAAUGACAAUCCACCUGAACUUGCCAGGGAAUAUGAUAUUGUUGUCUGUGAGAAUUCUAAACCUGGUCAGGUUAUUCACACCAUCACUGCCACUGAUAAAGAUGACUUUGCCAAUGGACCAAGGUUUAAUUUUUUCCUUGAUGAGCGCCUGCCCAUGAACCCAAACUUCACACUUAAGGAUAAUGAAGAUAACACAGCCAGCAUUCUGACAAGGCGGAGGAGAUUUAGUCGAACUAUGCAGGAUGUGUAUUAUCUGCCCAUUAUGAUCUCUGAUGGUGGAAUCCCCUCUCUCAGCAGCAGCAGCACCCUCACCAUCAGGGUUUGUGCAUGCGAGAGAGAUGGGCGUGUGCGGACCUGCCAUGCAGAAGCCUUCCUGUCCUCCGCGGGCUUGAGCACAGGAGCCCUAAUCGCUAUUCUUCUCUGUGUUGUCAUUCUUCUUGCUAUUGUGGUCCUUUUUAUCACCCUGAGGCGCAGCAAAAAAGAGCCCUUGAUCAUUUCAGAAGAGGAUGUGCGGGAGAAUGUGGUCACUUAUGAUGAUGAGGGAGGGGGGGAAGAAGACACUGAGGCUUUUGACAUCACAGCUUUGAGGAAUCCUUCUGCUGCAGAGGAGUUCAAGUACCGCAGAGACAUUCGGCCUGAAGUGAAGCUCACUCCUAGACAUCAGACAUUGUCCACCCUGGAGAGUAUAGAUGUUCAGGAGUUUAUUAAGCAAAGACUGGUAGAAGCAGACCUGGACCCCAGCGUACCCCCUUAUGACUCUCUACAGACUUAUGCCUAUGAGGGUCAGAGGUCAGAAGCUGGGUCUAUAAGCUCCUUGGACUCAGCAACCACACAAUCAGACCAGGAUUAUCACUACCUUGGAGACUGGGGCCCAGAGUUUAAAAAGUUAGCAGAACUCUAUGGAGAGAUUGAAUCUGAAAGAACAACAUAGGCAGUCAAUUUUUUUGGAGCUUUGUAGAAUUUGCUUCCUGACCAAGUGGAGAUAUGACCUCAAUAUGACAAGGAAGUCGAGCGGAAACAGUACUUGGAACUGAGCAAGCUGUACACAGCUCCUGUAGAAACAAGUGCCCUUUUUAUGAUCAAAAGUGGGUUAUUUAAUUGGAAGAAAGUCAAAUAUAAAAAAUACAGAGAAAAAGCUAUCGUUCCUUGUGUAUAUUUUCAAAUGCUCAAUAAAGUCUAUGGUACUGUUUAAUUAAGAAUAUCUGAACUAAGCCAAACAAUGAA
Onychomys torridus (southern grasshopper mouse) is the source of this 3673-nucleotide messenger RNA. It is a transcript of the gene Cdh18, whose product is annotated as cadherin 18. The record is from RefSeq and is a predicted model, not a curated record. The transcript has 12 exons. The coding region runs from base 1008 to 3380 and encodes 790 amino acids. Lineage: Eukaryota; Metazoa; Chordata; Mammalia; Rodentia; Cricetidae. Gene Ontology annotation, biological process: homophilic cell-cell adhesion; multicellular organism development; adherens junction organization. Gene Ontology annotation, molecular function: cadherin binding; calcium ion binding. Gene Ontology annotation, cellular component: catenin complex; plasma membrane; adherens junction.